Molecule: messenger RNA, 1371 nt
Organism: Theobroma umbraticum
Lineage: Eukaryota; Viridiplantae; Streptophyta; Magnoliopsida; Malvales; Malvaceae
Source: RefSeq, a predicted model, not a curated record
GGCCCAAGAACAGACACCAGUUUCCUUGUGUGAAGUUUCGACUCACAACUCUCGACCCUCGGUCCCUCGUCAGUCAUCAUCAGAGAAAACGCAGCUGAUUUUGGAGGAGAAUGGGUGAAGUUUUGUUGGAGCUUGAACAAAAUCUCAGGUCGGGAAAGGACCAAAUGACCCUACAAGAGCAAGAUUUCUUUCAUAGAUGUAAGUCCAAGGCUGUUAGGCAGUUCUCUGCUGGUGUAAUUGCUGGAGGUGGUCUUGCCUGGACUGCAAUGUGGAAGCUGAAUACGUUAGUUCGGCUAAACGCCUCAGUGGGAGCUGCUACUAUAUUUGGAUUGUGGAGAUUUGGUAGCUCACUAGAGUCGUGUGUUGACCAUGUUCUUGCAUUAGAUGGAAGUCGGAUGCAGAGAGAAUUAGCAGAUAUAAUAGUGAAGAAAUAUAGGGAUGAUCCUUCGAAGAUGCGACUUAUCUCUAAACAUUUCUAUUCGGAGGAAGUAUUUGAUGAUUCAACAUCAGAGCCAAGAUUAAGGUGGCGUUAUCGAAAUUUCUAUAGCGAUAAUAUCAGUCAUGAUCAAGGAACUCAUGAUCAUUCCCAGAAUGACUCCCAUAAUGCCACCCCCAGUGAUUUCCACAAUAACUCUGGCAGCAAAAAGACUGAUUUGAGGUCUAAGCAAAUUCCUGUGAACUCUGGUAUCGAUCUGAUGGCAGACCCGCUAGAUUGUGUUUUUGGUUAUACUGAAACAGCAGAGGAGAUUCAUCAUUCUAGCACCUCAAAUGUGCCAAGCAGAGCACAGAGUCGUGCCCAUAAGAGAGCUCACCGUAGGCGUCGAUUGCGUCAUCAGGAAGGUUCUUUGGGCUCUCAUGAUGAGUAAUGUAUAUUGGGAAGGAAAUCAGAGAAGAGUGUUAAUAUAAACUGGAUUUCUACAGGAUUAUUUGAGGGUUUGAAGGCAUGAAUAUUGUGAAGUGCAUUUGCAUCAUGAAAGUCAUACUGUUGACAUGGAAUUGAUAAAUAAAAUGGAUUGAAGGUCUCAGUAUCCGUUUUAGACAAUGUCUGGUUGUGUUACCUAAUGCAUCGGUUAAAAUAUUGGGUCUGAUUCAUAUUAGAAGCAAUAUAGCUAUUUUCCUGAGCCUACAUAUCAAUAGUGAUGAAGGUAUGCUUGUUGGCAUUCUGGAUGACUUGCUGGGUCAUAAUAUUGGCAACAAGAAGGCUGAUAGAGGAGUAAAUAGCACCAGAACAGAGAAAAUACAUGACUAGAUUCCCUUCAGCCUUGAGGUUUAGUCAAAGCACCUAAGUAUCAAGAAGUUCAACAAACUGUUCGGUCCGGGCAGGCCUGACCUUUAGUACCUCUGGAAGUUUUUUUAUUUUGUGACCUAUAC